Messenger RNA from Nematostella vectensis (starlet sea anemone), 2295 nucleotides. RefSeq names its product glucose-6-phosphate 1-dehydrogenase. NCBI's taxonomy places the organism in Eukaryota, Metazoa, Cnidaria, Anthozoa, Actiniaria, Edwardsiidae. The record is from RefSeq and is a predicted model, not a curated record. Gene Ontology annotation, molecular function: glucose-6-phosphate dehydrogenase activity; NADP binding. Gene Ontology annotation, biological process: glucose metabolic process; pentose-phosphate shunt, oxidative branch. The coding region runs from base 52 to 1689 and encodes 545 amino acids. The transcript has 15 exons. Gene Ontology annotation, cellular component: cytosol.
CAUCCUGGAGGUAGAUUCCAGUUCACGCUUCGCUGCUCGGCUGAAAGCGUAAUGGCGGAUAAAAAUGAAUUUUGUCGUGAGAGGAAGAAAAGCUGGAGGUUCAAACUUGAUGCUACUGAUACUGGCAAGCGCAAUUUCGACUAUUGUCGUCUGAAUGAGUAUCGAAAGAGCCGUGUUUCACCGGCCAAAGAAGCGAUGGGCCGUGGUUCAGAGCCGGCAAAAACCAUCAUCGUUGUAUUUGGAGCCUCGGGGGAUCUUGCAAAAAAGAAAAUAUACCCGACAUUAUGGUUUCUCUUCAAAGAUGGGCUUGUUCCUAAAUCCACUUACUUUGUGGGGUAUGCACGCUCGGCUCUUACUGUGGCUGAUUUACGGAAUCAAGCAGAGCCUUUCAUGAAGGUCAAAGAAGAGGAAAAAACUCUUCUUGAUGAAUUUUUCAAUUGCUGCCACUAUGUUGCUGGUCCUUACAAUGAAAAGAGUGGAUAUUUGAAACUGAAUGAAAGCCUUGAGACAAUAGGUGGUAGUGGUCAAGUUAAUCGCCUCUUUUACCUGGCACUUCCACCCUCAGUGUUUGUUGAUGCCACCAAGUUCAUCCAGGCAGUUCUAAUGACCAACAGGGGCUGGAAUCGUGUUGUGGUUGAAAAACCAUUUGGCAAGGACUCUGAGAGCUCGGCUGAUCUGUCUAAUCACCUUGCUUCCUUGUUUGAGGAGGAGACAUUGUACCGUAUUGACCAUUACUUGGGCAAAGAAAUGGUGCAAAACCUGAUGGUAAUGAGGUUUGGCAAUCGUAUCUUUGGCCCUGUUUGGAACCGUGACAGUAUCAAGUCUGUCACGAUAGGCUUCAAGGAGCCUGUUGGUACCUAUGGGAGAGGAGGCUAUUUUGAUGAGUUUGGCAUUAUUAGGGAUGUCAUGCAGAACCAUCUGCUUCAGGUGCUCUGUCUAAUUGCCAUGGAGAAACCGGCUACAAAACACUCAGAGGAUUUGCGAAAUGAAAAGGUUAAAGUUUUAAAGUGCAUAAAGCCAAUAAAACUUUCUGAGACGGUCCUUGGCCAGUAUGUUGGUAAUCCAAAAAUGGAGGGAGAUGCAAAGUUUGGGUAUACAGAUGACCCUUCAGUCCCUGAUGACUCAAUCACUCCAACCUUUGCUGCCUCUGUGUUUUAUGUGGAGAAUGAGCGCUGGGAUGGUGUUCCAUUCAUUCUCAAAUGUGGAAAAGCAUUGAAUGAAAGAAAAGCAGAGGUUCGCAUACAGUUUACUGAUGUACCUGGAGAUAUCUUUGAUGGCAAGUGCAAGAGAAAUGAGCUUGUUAUUAGAUUGCAGCCAAACGAGGCUAUCUAUUUGAAAUGUAUGAUAAAGCAGGCUGGGAUGUCGUUUGACCCUGUUGAAUCUGAACUGGACCUCACCUAUUCCGAGAAAUUCCAGGAUGUGAAAAUGCCAGAUGCAUAUGAGCGCCUUAUUCUUGACGUCAUGACUGGCAGUCAGGGAAACUUUGUGCGAAGUGAUGAGCUAGCUGAAGCUUGGCGAAUAUUUACUCCACUUCUUCAUCAGAUUGAGAGAGAGAAAAUAAAACCAAAGCUCUAUGAGUUUGGAAGUCGCGGACCUGCAGAGGCGGAUGAACUAGUCAAAACGCAUGGGUUCAUCUACAGUGAUAGCUACAAGUGGGAGAGAACUAGGACUGUGUCCUCCUCUAUGUGAAGCCCACCUGUGGCGAUGUAAAGUAUAUAAAUAUUUUUCCUUGAAUGAUUGUAUAUUAGAAUUGAAUAUGAAGGUCCCUGUAUCUCAGGGUAGAACCAUCUUUAUUUGUAGUAAAAAAUGUAUGUUUGGAAUGCAUCAAUGCAGUCCUAUAGUUACAACCACGUUCUCAGCUUGCAAACAACCCGCACUAGAACCCAAGAUUUAGGGUGCAAAACGUGUUGAGAAUUUACCUGCUUUCGCAGUUCGUAGUAUGGGUUGGGCCACUUAACUGUUUUCAUUACUGUUUUUUUUUUAUUUGAUUUGAUCUCUAGUUUUUAUUUUUUUAGAAAGCUCAGUACAACCAAAUUCACCCAGUUUUUUGCACUUUUACGUUUUCUUAUAAAACAUUCCGUAGUUUAUUUGCAAUGAUUGGUUCCUUUUUCCCUAUGAGCAAUGAGCAAGCUAAAUUCUUUUGCAACUUUUAAAAUAGCACAUAGGAAGUCCUAUUUUUACUUGAUCUAGUCUAUACUCCAUAUGUGAUUGUAAUUGCCUAAGUGUAAAUAUUGCUAUAUUAGUACUGUAGUUGUUUAUCGCUUGUAUUGUCAUUAAAUAAAAUGAUGAAAUAUA